AUGGGUGUAGGACGUCGAAUGAAGAAGCAGGGACCCCCUGAGGCACUCGAUGAAGCGCAUUUUACGAAUUUGAAGAGAAAGGCGGGAAUGAGCGUUGCGCAAUCCAGAGCGGAGUCGCAGCAAUACACGAAGAAGCGGCGGACUGGGGAUGAAGAUGGAGAGAAGAAGAAGAGAGUCAGGAGUGAGAAAAGAGACAGGAAGGCCGCUGCGAAGAAAACUGAUUCUGCAAAAGCCCUCACGGAGACGAAAAAGAAGAAAGCCGUGGAUGUUCCUCUUCCUGCUUCCGAUGAGGAAUUGGACGAUGAUUCUGAUGUGGACGAUACGAUGGCCGACGAGUUUGAUGUAUCUGCCGACGAAAAGUCUGGGGGACUAGGCGAUGAUUUCUUGGAUUCGGGAAGUGAAAUUUACGACUCUGCCGACGAUCACGCAAAGACAGCUAUGUUCUCCGAGGACGAAGAUGAAUCCGAUGCAGAAGAGAAGUUGACUGCCGCCAAUAUUGCUGGGUUGACGAGGAAGUUGGACGAGCAGAUGAUGCAGGACGAGGAAGACGCGCAAGCCGAAUUGGAGGAGGCUGCUAUGCAGACUAACAUCGCUGGUGAUCGGCCGCAUAUUUUGGAAGAUAGUGAAGAUGAGGAAGGAACUGGCGUCAAAACGAACGCGCUACUGGCACCAGACUUGCAACUGCUACGAACGAGAAUCAAUGAUACAGUUCGUGUACUUGAUGAUAUGGCAAAUCUGGCGGAAGAGGGACGAUCCAGAGCGGAAUACACCGCCCAACUUAUCAAGGAUAUCUGUGCAUACUAUGGCUACUCGCAGUACCUAGCGGAGAAACUGUUCAAUCUGUUUCCCCCGAAGGAAGCGUUCGCUUUCUUCGAGGCUAAUGAAACCGCUCGCCCCGUUGUUAUUCGAACAAAUACCCUACGAACUCAUCGUAGAGACCUCGCCACUUCUCUGAUUAAUCGGGGUGUAACUCUCGAACCCGUUGGUAAAUGGUCAAAAAUUGGUCUUCAAGUCUUCGAGUCAGCUGUUCCUCUUGGGGCCACUCCCGAGUAUCUUGCUGGCCAUUAUAUACUUCAAGCCGCAUCCUCUUUCCUUCCAGUUAUGGCUCUCGCACCUCAAGAACAUGAGAGAGUACUCGAUAUGGCUGCUGCUCCUGGUGGAAAAACCACGCAUCUUGCAGCGCUGAUGAAAAACACAGGCGUCAUAUUCGCCAACGAUAGCAAUAAGUCUCGAGCUAAAGGUUUGAUUGGUAAUAUCCAUCGACUGGGGGCGAAGAACACGAUUGUUUGUAACUACGACGCGCGUGAAUUCCCAAAAGUCAUGGGAGGAUUCGACCGUGUCUUACUGGAUGCCCCAUGUUCUGGUACUGGAGUUAUUGCCAAAGAUCCUAGUGUUAAGACAAACAAGACCGAAAAGGAUUUCCUUAUGCUUCCCCACCUUCAAAAGCAAUUGCUUCUUUCUGCCAUUGACUCAGUGGACCAUGCUAGCAAAACGGGCGGAUAUAUCGUCUAUUCGACAUGUUCGGUCACUGUGGAAGAGAAUGAACAAGUUGUUCAGUACGCGCUUAGCAAACGACCGAAUGUCAAACUUGUUGAGACAGGCUUGGUUUUCGGUAAAGAAGGAUUCACAUCUUACAUGGGAAAGUCAUUUGAUAAGUCCCUCAAAAUGACACGGAGAUACUACCCUCAUGCCUACAAUGUGGACGGUUUCUUCGUCUCCAAGUUCAAAAAGACAGGACCUACAACAGCAAGUGACAUGGCUGCAACUACUACGAAUGCCAAGAAAGCACCAACCGAGGAAGAUUUGGAACUGGUGGACAGAAGACCUGUUCCGGAAACUGAAGAAGAGGAAGAAGACGCUUUCGGAGGCUGGAAUGAAAGUGAAGACGAGGUUUAUAUUGAACGCGCAAAGAAGAGCGCACUGAGGAAGAAGGGAAUUGACCCUAAAUCAAAAUUAGGGGAUGAAAAUAAGCGAGGCAAACCCAAGCCUGUGGAAGAAACGAAUGGAGCGGCCGAACCAUCGGAGGAUGCGAAUAUUGAGCUGAUCGCCGAAACGAGUACUAGCACAAUUCCCAAGAAGUCCAAGAAAGUCAAGAGUACGAAAGUAGAAAUCGUUGCCGUCGGGACAAAUGGUUCUAAAGACGGCAAAUCAAAUCCGAAGGACGAUGUUGUAAGUCCUGCUACGAAUGGGGCGCCGAAAAAGUCGAAGUCAAAAGUUCCGAAAAAGGCGUAG
Messenger RNA from Glarea lozoyensis ATCC 20868, 2232 nucleotides. RefSeq names its product S-adenosyl-L-methionine-dependent methyltransferase. NCBI's taxonomy places the organism in Eukaryota, Fungi, Ascomycota, Leotiomycetes, Helotiales, Helotiaceae. The transcript has a single exon. The record is from RefSeq and is a predicted model, not a curated record. Gene Ontology annotation, molecular function: rRNA (cytosine-C5-)-methyltransferase activity; RNA binding. Bases 1 to 2232 code for a protein of 743 amino acids. Gene Ontology annotation, biological process: rRNA base methylation; maturation of LSU-rRNA. Gene Ontology annotation, cellular component: nucleolus.